UACCACCAUAAGAAGCAACCAUGCCUAUAGAAGGAGGAAAAACGGAUAUGGAGAGGAUUGGCCUCUUCAGUGAGAUGGAAUAUAUUACUGUUGGUGAUAAAUAUGUGUCACCAUUUAAUCGACCCUUUAAUGAGGCUGCAAGCAAAAAUAGACAGAUUCUACCUGGGGGAACCAAAAAAAUGUCAAAUCUCCAGGCAGGUUAUUUUGAUCCCCAAUUUGCAAGGAUUUUUGAAGGCGAAGGCUAUGUAAAUCUAAAUCAAGUGAGAAGACGGCAUAUGAUGGAAGAAGCCAAAAAAAAUCUUGCCAAAGCCUUUCUCCCGAGUAGUGGAGAUAAAAAACCAUGUGGACUAGGAAGCUACUAUGGAACAAUAGGUGGUCCAGUCCCAUCCUUCAGUGCACAGGCCAAACCCAGGGAACAAUAUAUGCCACCUGGAAAGAAUUUAUACACAAACCCAGGAAAGAAAGGAACCGGAUAUGGCUAUGCAAAUAUUACCAUAGGUAAACAGUUUUCACACUCUUCUGAUUUAUAUGAUGCAGCAAGACAAAAUUUUAAGAAAGAAAAUGAAGAGCAUCAUCGGUUACUGAAGGGGGCACCUUUCAAGUUAAAUCUUUACCCAAGGGACUAUUUUGACACUAAUCCUUAUUUUACUGAAAAACCUUUACCUCCAAUUAAAAAAGAAGAGAAGAAAGAAUCACUUUUAAGUCCUUUUAAGCCCUCUUCUCCUGGUAAAAAGCCUGGUGGAAUGAAAGCAGGAACAUUUGAACCUUACCCAUCACAUUCUACUGACCCUUAUGUGCUUAAACCAGGAAAGGAGGUUUCCAAAAAAGAUGAUAAGGUUUUUCAUCCCCCAAGUGGACCAAAAAGCAGACCAAUUGAAAGUAUAAUGAGUUUGAAUGUCAAAAGGGCACUCAAUAUGAAGAACUACAAGACUGCUUCAUUACAGUCCUAUUAGCAACUGCAAGACACGUAACUUUCUAAAUCCUUACUACCAGUAACUUGUCAUCAAGAGCUAAUUAUUUGAAAAAAUGCAAAAUGCAAAGUGUGUGGAACAGAUAGCUCGAGCCUUGAAAAGAAAUUUAA
Molecule: messenger RNA, 1081 nt
Organism: Marmota flaviventris (yellow-bellied marmot)
Lineage: Eukaryota; Metazoa; Chordata; Mammalia; Rodentia; Sciuridae
Gene: Cfap96
Product: cilia and flagella associated protein 96
Cellular component (GO): cytoplasmic microtubule; centrosome
Source: RefSeq, a predicted model, not a curated record